Alternaria ventricosa is the source of this 363-nucleotide messenger RNA. RefSeq lists its product as uncharacterized. Lineage: Eukaryota; Fungi; Ascomycota; Dothideomycetes; Pleosporales; Pleosporaceae. The transcript has a single exon. Bases 1 to 363 code for a protein of 120 amino acids. The record is from RefSeq and is a predicted model, not a curated record.
AUGGCGCCGAAAAAUCUUCGCAACACAUACACGCCGCCUUCGAGCCCACACCUCAAGCCCAUCAUCAUCUGUGGCAUCGUAAUGGCCCUUGCCGCUGCUCCUACCCCCGCCAUACUUCAUCCUGGUAACCUUAACUCACCGCUUCCGGAAAACGUUGCUACAGCUGGACGAUGGAUUCAGACUGGGUUGUUCUACUUCCUCUACGGCGCUCACGCAGUUGAGACACUCAUGUUCAUGAAGAGAUUGAAAGAGCAUGGUGUUGGUUUCUUAAGCGCAGCGUGGUUGAAGUGGGUAGCGACGUGUUUUGUCGGAGGAAAAUUCUGCUUCGAGCACUUUGAUGGUUUGGUAGGAAAGAAGGCGUAG